Molecule: messenger RNA, 558 nt
Organism: Penicillium cinerascens
Lineage: Eukaryota; Fungi; Ascomycota; Eurotiomycetes; Eurotiales; Aspergillaceae
Product: DUF5572 domain-containing protein
Exons: 2
Coding region: 1-558 (185 amino acids)
Source: RefSeq, a predicted model, not a curated record
AUGGCACAACCCUCUCAGACCUUUCAGGCCUCAAACUCAUUUGAGAAGCUGCAGUCAUACUCGUUCCAUACGGAUCCUGAGUUUGCAAAUGGCCUCGCUAUUAUCCUCGGCCAUCCUGGCACCCCCGCCACUCAGGAGGAGAUGAAUCGCGAGGAUGAUCUCGUGUUACAAGCCAAGUGCUUUUUCUUCUCGCGGAAAGAAAAUCUCAACCCGCCAAUUGAUUUCGCCGCCUAUAAAUCCUGGUCCCUAUCACGAUCCGCAGGGGAGCCGAAAGCUACGGCAGUCUCGUCGCUAAAGCCAGACGAAUCAGAAUCGUCAUCAGAAGCAAAUGUCAGCGGAAUUGAACCACCAAUACUCCCGGAGCCCGCUUACCCGUCCUCGUUCGCUCACAUCGUGGAGCUCAUCACGACCGGGCAGCCCAUCCCGGGGAUUGAACAGAUACCCGACACGGUUUUGACCGGACACGACACCGCGAGUGAGAAGCCUCGGCGACGGAAGCCAUGGGAGCGGGAUGACGCAGAGCUUUCACCCGGUGAAACUACCAACCAGGCUGCCUGA